Messenger RNA from Gamsiella multidivaricata, 845 nucleotides. RefSeq names its product domain found in IF2B/IF5-domain-containing protein. Gene Ontology annotation, molecular function: translation initiation factor binding; mRNA binding; translation initiation factor activity. Lineage: Eukaryota; Fungi; Mortierellomycota; Mortierellomycetes; Mortierellales; Mortierellaceae. The transcript is spliced from 2 exons. The record is from RefSeq and is a predicted model, not a curated record. The coding region runs from base 1 to 777 and encodes 258 amino acids. Gene Ontology annotation, biological process: formation of translation preinitiation complex; translational initiation; formation of cytoplasmic translation initiation complex. Gene Ontology annotation, cellular component: eukaryotic translation initiation factor 2 complex.
AUGCGAGAACUAUGCGUCUUUGUUUUCCAGGACGAUACUUCUGCUGCGGAGGGUGGCGAGGAGGCACCUACCGGAGAGGCCGGUGACUCAUUCAGUUUCGGCGACCUGAAAAAGAGGAAGAAAAAGUCCAAGAAGGUCGACUUCUCAGCCUUCGAGGAUGCUCAGGACCAAGAGGGCGAGGACAACGGUGCCCGUGAUCCUGACGACAUUUUCGCCGCAGAGGAUGACGAGAGUACUCGAGCAAGCAGUGGUAGCAAGGUCGGAGGAGCCGACGCAGAAGAAGGCUGGAUCGGCACCAAUCGUGACUACACUUACCCAGAGCUCUUGUCUCGAGUCUUCAAGAUCCUUCGUCAGAACAACCCUGAGCUUGCAGGAGAGAAGAAGCGUUACACGAUCGUGCCACCCUCGGUGAUGCGCGAUGGCAACAAGAAGACGGUCUUUGCCAACGUUGCGGAUAUCUGCAAGAGGAUGCAUCGUCAGCCAGAGCACGUCAUUCAGUUCUUAUUUGCGGAACUGGGCACUUCAGGAUCGAUCGAUGGAUCCCAGCGCUUGGUCAUCAAGGGACGGUUCCAACAAAAGCAGAUCGAGGCCGUCUUGCGUCGGUAUAUUGUUGAAUACGUUACCUGCAAAACCUGCAAAUCUCCCGAUACGCUCCUCACCAAGGAGAAUCGACUCUUCUUCCUCCAGUGCGAGGCAUGUGGGUCCACAAGGUCUGUCACGACUAUCAAAUCGGGUUUCCAGGCCCAGACGGGCAAGCGUGCUGCCCAGCGUACUUAAAAAGUUUUUGCGGACAAAAUGCAGAGAAUCGGCAGCCAUGCAUAAUAAAACGUAUUCACUGUUCAAUA